Cylicostephanus goldi is the source of this 572-nucleotide messenger RNA. The record is from the annotation of a GenBank genome assembly. Lineage: Eukaryota; Metazoa; Nematoda; Chromadorea; Rhabditida; Strongylidae.
AUGCCUGCAAUGCCACCACAAAUGAUGAACAUGCCGAUGAGUGGAGCACAUACGGAAGAUGGAAGGCAACCCACGGCCAUCGGCUACCACGUUGAAGUCCAUCAGUUCGAUGUAUUCGCCAACCCACCGGAACAGGAGACUUCUCAGAAUACGACCAGCAACGCUUUACCACCAAGCACAGUGACACAGUCUGCUUCUUCCAAUGGUCCCGUUCCGCCAAGUACCGUAAGGCCUUCCGUGCCUAGUUCUUUUGCCCAUGGUAGGAUGCGUCAAGCAGGUUCUUCUGGACAUCUUCCUUUCAUGAUGGGAAAUAUGAACUUCCCCACUGAUUUGCAUGUCACUGCACCUCGUCAGGAGAUAGUGAACGUCGAUCCAUUCUUGUCAUGUAAUAGCCGCUUCACCGAUGUGCAGCGCGUUCUACGAAGUAGCAACCCUGGAGCUGCCAUGCACUUGUCGCCAUUUCGGCGUUUCAUGCGUGUGAGUUUGUUUUUGUCUAAAUUAGUGAAUGUUUUUGUUUGUUUUUCACUUUUUCAAUUGUUUUCACCUGUUUUCAUUGCCAAUGAAUUAUGAUU